Molecule: messenger RNA, 438 nt
Organism: Nannizzia gypsea CBS 118893
Lineage: Eukaryota; Fungi; Ascomycota; Eurotiomycetes; Onygenales; Arthrodermataceae
Exons: 1
Coding region: 1-438 (145 amino acids)
Biological process (GO): regulation of DNA-templated transcription
Molecular function (GO): zinc ion binding; DNA-binding transcription factor activity, RNA polymerase II-specific
Source: RefSeq, a predicted model, not a curated record
AUGGCGCUGGAACCUAAACCAUUGUCAUCACGAAAACGUCAAGCCUGCGAUCGCUGCCAUGGACAGAAGCUUCGAUGUAUGCGAGCACAACAAUCGCCGGGUCCCUGUCAGCGAUGUCUCCUGGCCAAGAAAGAAUGCACUUUCAGCUACCGACUCCAGAUGGGGCGGCCACGCGCUCCAGCACCGACAGCCAGCCCCUGGACAGAAACUGUAUGGAAUUUGGAAGACUUGGAUAAAUUAAACGCGGCAGAUCAGGAAGAAGGCCAUAUACCAAUGGAGGACACUUUCCUGGACAUGUUUGGUAAAAUAUGCCCUAUUCCUCCUGAGACCUCCAAGGAUAGCGGGAGUGGAAGUGAGAAUGACCCCCUGACGAUGUCAAAUCAAACACAGGAAGAUGUUUUUAAUGAAUCUCGUGAGAACAAAUCUGUCCACAGCUGA